Phytophthora nicotianae INRA-310 is the source of this 255-nucleotide messenger RNA. RefSeq lists its product as hypothetical. NCBI's taxonomy places the organism in Eukaryota, Oomycota, Peronosporomycetes, Peronosporales, Peronosporaceae. The transcript is spliced from 4 exons. Bases 1 to 255 code for a protein of 84 amino acids. The record is from RefSeq and is a predicted model, not a curated record.
AUGACGGACGACUCGACAACGGAUAUCCAGCAGUCUCCGCUUAUACCUAGCAUUGAGCUGGUGGACUCAGAGGCUGGAAAUUCGGGUAUUGACGACUACAGCAGGCAGAAUUCUGAUAAAACUGUGACGAUGGAUGAUGUUCGAAGGACAAUAUCGGAUGAUGACGCAGUGGAGGAGGCAGCGGUCAAUUUCUAUUUGAAGGACCCGAAGGACGUGUCUACUGUGAUGGACAGCACCAACAAGACCAACAAGUGA